AUGAUCAAACGGUUUUUCUCGGUGAGCAGCUCCCCUGCUCGCGAGUUCGCCCACAUCAUGCGUCGGCGAGUGAAGGCUCCUCGCGAGGUUAAUGUUGGAGACCCGCACAGCAAGAUUUACCGUAACUCGCCUGAAGUGCCUCCUUACCCGUACGGAAAGGCCACUUUUUAUAAACAAUCGAACCGGGGUCUGUAUGGCGGCAAAGUUCUACAGUUUGGCCACCAAAUCAGUGACUACGGUAACAAACACGUUCGUGUUUUCCGUUUGAACGUGCAAAAAGUCAGCCUUUGGAGCGAGAUACUGCAGAGAAAUGUUCCUAUCCGAGUAGUCACAUCAGUGCUCAAAACCAUUACCCGCGAGGGCGGUCUUGACAAUUAUUUACUCAAAGACAAAGCCGCUCGUAUCAAGGAACUGGGGCCUGCUGGCUGGGCUUUGCGAUAUGAAGUUCUUAAAAAGCUAGAGCAAGUUGAGCGUACUGCACCCAAGCCUAUUGGUGAGAUUGACGGCAAGCCGCUCUACGCCAAGGUCCAGCGCAACGGUGUCGAAUACGGUGUUGUUGUCGGCAAGACCCGUCUUUUGAAGGAGCUCCAUACGGCCGAAAACUAUCCCUCCACUCUCAAAGCGUUCAUGAACGAUCACCAGAAUGCGUCCAUUGAUGACAUUUUGACAAAGUUGGCAAACCAUACGGAUAUUAAUCCUUAUAUUGUUGCACUUUAA
Molecule: messenger RNA, 717 nt
Organism: Wickerhamiella sorbophila
Lineage: Eukaryota; Fungi; Ascomycota; Dipodascomycetes; Dipodascales; Trichomonascaceae
Product: 54S ribosomal protein L24, mitochondrial
Exons: 1
Coding region: 1-717 (238 amino acids)
Cellular component (GO): mitochondrial large ribosomal subunit
Molecular function (GO): structural constituent of ribosome
Source: RefSeq, a predicted model, not a curated record